Messenger RNA from Siniperca chuatsi (mandarin fish), 4320 nucleotides. Its product is annotated as globoside alpha-1,3-N-acetylgalactosaminyltransferase 1-like. The transcript is spliced from 11 exons. Gene Ontology annotation, cellular component: vesicle; membrane; Golgi apparatus. NCBI's taxonomy places the organism in Eukaryota, Metazoa, Chordata, Actinopteri, Centrarchiformes, Sinipercidae. Gene Ontology annotation, molecular function: hexosyltransferase activity. Gene Ontology annotation, biological process: carbohydrate metabolic process. The record is from RefSeq and is a predicted model, not a curated record. The coding region runs from base 248 to 1294 and encodes 348 amino acids.
CUCCCCCGCGCUGAGCUACAACUGUUGCCGUUACUAGGGAGGCGCGAGCUGUUUGAGCAGACAGACCCGGAACACUUCCUGUUUCUGAGAACAGACGGUGAGCGCGCGCUAGGACAGACACGACCUGCUGGAUCUCGAGCCGAGCAGAGUGCUGGAUCCGGUUUCAGUGGAUCCGGUCUCAGUCGAUCUGGUUUAAGGAUUCUUACCAUGUGGAUCAGGACUGUCCUGGUCUGACUGAGACUGUGAGAUGCAGCUGUUAAACGGCAAAACUGUGACUGUGAUCCUGCUGUUGGCUCUGCUGCUGUUAGUGGUGUACUGGUACAUCUUCCAGCCCUACAGAGAUGUUGUGUCCUUCACACAGGAAGAGACAACCGAAGGCAGAUGUACUGCUGAUGUCAUCGUCUCUGUGGAUCACCCCUUCCACCUGGAGGACCAUCUGCAGUACAAACAGCCCAGCAUCGUGCAGGGUCGUACCGACGUGGUGACGGUGACGCCGUGGUUGGCUCCGGUUGUCUGGGAGGGAAGCUUUAACCCGGUUCUACUUGACAGCAUCUACAAACAUAAGAACAUCAGCAUCGCAGCCACCGUGUUUGCUGUUGGAAAGUACAUCAUGUUCCUGAAAAAGUUCCUGGAGACGGCAGAGCAGCACUUCUUCGUUGGUUUCAAGGUGCACUUUUACGUGUUCACUGACCGGCCUAACGAGGUGCCCCAAGUCAAAAUGGCCGCCGGCAGACAGCUGACAGUCAGUUCGGUGCCGAGCUCGAAACGUUGGCAGGAGAUCUCUGCUCGAAGGAUGGAGCUCAUUCAGACGCUGAUAGAGGAGAAGCUGCGUAACCACGCCGACUACAUCUUCUGUCUGGACGUCGACUCUCAGUUCCAUGGCCGCUGGGGGACCGAGUCACUGGGCGGACUGGUGGCUGUGAUACAUCCAGGUUACUACAGGGACGACCGCAGCAAGUUCCCUUAUGAGCGCAGGCCCAAGUCCAAAGCCUACGUGGCUCCUGGGGAGGGGGACUUCUACUACUGUGGGGGGGCGUUUGGAGGCCUCCUGCAGGAAGUAUACCUGCUCGCCAGUACCUGUCGCUCCAACUUCCAGGCUGAUACCAAGGAAGGCAUCGAGGCUGCCUGGCAGGAGGAGAGUCACCUGAACAGGUACAUGUGGAUCAACAAGCCCAGUAAGGUGCUGUCACCUGAGUACCUGUGGCAGGACUUCAAACCCAGAAACCCAGAGAUUCACAUCAUCAGGUUCUCUGGUGUCGUCAAGAACUACGCUGAGAUCCGACCCAACGUCUGAGAGUCCAGACUGAACUGUUCUGGCCUGGACUGAAAGAGCUGAAACACCAAAGUCAUGGUUUGGAUAAGCCUGGCUAAAGCCCCGCACACCUCUGGAACUGGUUCACACCUGUCUUUAACACCUGAGGCUUACCCACAGUCCACCUCUUCACCUGACUUGUGGCUGUCAGUCCGAAGCUUAACAGCUAAAAGAACUUUAGUAGAAAUCAGAAUCAGAAAUCCUUUAUUGAUCCCCGAGGGGAAACUCUUUUGAUACAGCUGCUCGCUCUCACGUCAAUGCACACAAAGCACUAAAUGUAGAAAAAGAAAGAAGCACUUUCUGUCGUUACACGGUGUCAUGACCCGAUCCGUCCCCCUUCCAGAAUCAGGACCUUUAGCUAAUGGUGCAUCACCUCUACUGAGCAUGUGCAACUCUCGUUUAGCUCACAAAAACAGGCUGUCGACACCAGAUUAGUUUUAGAGACGUUUUUCAGUCGUCCGUCUCAACUCAGUUUUAAUCUUUACAGCUGUCUCCACCGCCCGCAUCACCACCUGCGUUUUACCUGCGAGCAGAAGCUUGUGUCUGUUUUCUUACAACUUACUCAAUUAACUAUGAAACUCAGGUGACCUACACUCAUGACUGUGCCUGAAUGCAUCCUGUGUAGCUGAUGCAUGACUGAAGCUUUCUCUACACACCUGGUGUAGACAAGAUACUAAACACAACCAAGCUGGUAAUGAGGAUAGUGUUAGCAGGCUAACAACAAAUACCCAUUAGGAACAAAGAGGGCUAGUUACGGUAACAAUACCUGGCCAGUGCUAACUGUUGUCAUCUCUCAGCAUCACGUACAAAAGCUACAAGCUGCAUUCCCCAAACCCUGUUCUACACAGCCAAAACACAGUAACUACAUUUUUGAUCAACACUGUUGUCGCAGCGUGUGCAGGGUCGUCUUCCUGCAGAGCUCCAGUGGUGACUGAGCAGAGGUUCAGUCUGGUGGAUUUACUCAGUCGUCAGGUCUCUGCUCCUUCCUCGCUGUCACUAAAACAUCUUUCUGUUGGUUUGUCUUCAGCUUUAGUCCUUAAACACCUUGUUAGCAGCAGCGUUCAGUCCUGUAGUUGUUUACAUUAGAGUCACUGAUUAGAUUUAAACAAACAUCAUUAUCUUUUUAGCAAACUUCCCAUCAUGCACUGUGUUUGAGUUCACUGUUGACAUUUUUCCAAGGGUGUAAUUUCCACUGACAGUCUGUCACAUCCUGUGACCGGUGGAGGUUUUUGGGUUGCAUUCAGUCUGAGAUAAAGACUGCAGAACUACUGUGUGUGUGUGUGUGUGUGUGUACAUACAUACAUAUAUAUUUUAAUCUUUUAUUUUUUUCUUAAUAUUAAAUAAAUAAAUAUGCCUAUGAAAUAUAUCCUGAAAUAAAUUUGGAAUUAAAUAUAUAAAUGAGUCAAUAUAGGUUUUAUUUCAAAAAGGAUAUUUUUCAAAGGACUAUUUUUAUUUAUUUCAUAAUGCCACAUUUAUUUAUUUAAUGGUCCAUCAUAAGUGUCGUUCCAUUUGUCAGGAAGCUGAGGUGGAGUCGCUGAGCUCGACCCUCGCGAGUCUCACCCACAAUGCACUGCAGAAAACACGUCCGUGGUCAGGGGGCAGCAAUGGACUUAAAACCAGUUCCUUCAGAAAAUCUCACUGACAGCUUGAUAUUUCACUGGAAAGUGUCGUCUAACUAACUGCAGUUAAUAUUGACUUGAACUGUUGUUCCGCUUGUGUGAUUUCUUUCUUCCCAACACCUGGAAACAUCUGGAAACACCUGGAAACACCUGGAAACCCUGCUGCUGUGUAAGAGAACAUAAACCCGCAGCAGCAACACUUCUGCUCAUGAUGCACAUCACUAACAGAAAGGACUGAAACCGAUCAGCUGCUUCCAAAGUGCCGCCGGUGCCUUGAACACCCUGUUGUGUACACAAGUGCACUGCCUUUUAAAUACGGCGGGGUUCAUAUACGCAUCGCUGUGAUUGGGUAACACCUGUUGCACACGGUUUUGCAGAAACAUGGGCUGUAUUCGAAACCGCCUCCUAUACUAGCAGUACGUACUGAUUUGUCCAGAAUGUAGCUUGAAACAAAUUUACAGUAUGCCAAAAAUACCCGGAUGUCGUACUGAAAAAAUAUCCAGUAUGCAUCAGACCAGUCUACCUCGCGUACUGUGUCCCACAAUGCAAAGCGCUGGAAAUGAAAUCUUUAUUGAAUCAGGCAGUCGCCCCGCGUCAGCGCUGCACAAGCAGGAGUAUAACUGCUCUGUCCCUGAUAACAAAAAAUACAACGUUAGAUUUAGGUUCUGUAUGUCGUGUUAUUUUCUUAUUGACAGCUCGCUCAGGUUAGCGUUGCUGUCUUCGUGAUAUCAAACGUUAUCUUAGCAGGCUUGACUUAAACGUUACGGCUUUGUUAUGGGGAAUGUUAGUAGGACAAAUGUAGUGAUGCAUUCGUUACAGAUUACAGGUUCUCCUUACACAAGAUUAAAUUUAAAAACAAAUGUUAUAAGUGGUAUUUACAUUUAUAUUCCUCCUACUGUUUACUUCCGCUUUCCAAAACUGGAAACCGGAAACCUGGCCUAGCAUACUGCAAAACAAAUCGAGCAAUUUCAUACUGCUACUGCACACUGCUGGUUUUCUUCUCACAGCUCUUUCUGAGCUGCUUCCUGUCGGCAUCAAAAUACAAGUCCAUGCUCACUCAGGUGAAUCAGUCACCUGUCAGUCCUUAUUAAUCAAUCACUGGAAUAUAUUUGCAAUAUAACACGGUCACUGAGAGUUCUGGAUUCUAGGUGGAGACAGAAGUCCUGUCCUGUUCACCAUUUAUAUCAAUGAAAUUGUCGCUUCCCUGUAUGGUUGCCAAAUUCAUCUGUACGUGGACAAUACUAUUUUGUACUGUAUUGCUGAUUAUGUUCAAUUAGCUGUUGAGAACCUGCAACUCCCCUUUCAUGCAUUGCAACAUCCGCUUAUUAAUCUUAAGCUGGUACUUAACGCAAAUAAAAUGAAUUUCAUGGUUUUCUCAAGAUCCAAAAA